AUGUAUGAAUUAAACAAUAAAAAUGAUGAUAACGAUAAAAAUAUAAAUUCAUUUGUAAAUAAUGAUAAUAUAAACGAUAAGAAUUAUAUAGAUGAAGAAGAUAUAAAACCAAAUAAUUUUGUACUCCAAAAUAUAAAAAGAGAAAAAAAAAAUAAAGAUCACUAUGAUAGUUUUAAAAUAAAUGAUAUAAAACAUUUAGAUCAUGUAGAUGAUACUAGUCAUGAGGAUAUAAAAAACAUCAUAGAACAUUCAAUAAAUAAUGAAAAAGAAACAUAUAAGGAACAAAAUAAUAAUAAUAAUGAUGAUGAUGAUGAUGAAGAUGAUAACAUUUAUACAUUCGUGUCCUCAUCAAACGAAGGAACUUCCAGAAAUAUUCAAAUGUCUAGAAAUAUGCUACAUGAGAACUCUCUAGAUAAAAAAUAUAAUUCUGAGAUAAUAAAAGAAAAUUAUGUAAACGAUUAUACUGCUGAUUAUCCUUUAAAGGAACAUAUUAAUAUUAACGAGGAUUAUUCUAAAAAUUAUAAAAAUGAAACAGCCUUUGAUAAGGAUAACAAUAAAAAUGAUAAUAUAAAGAAUCUUGAGGAAUACAAUUUACUAUAUAAUGAUAAUAUAAAAAAUGUAGGAAAAAUAGAUAUACCUAAUAAUGAUAAUCAAAAUUAUGUUCAUAAUAUAAAUAAUUUAAUACCAAACGAUAAUAAUUAUGAUAUUCAUGAUUAUAAUUUAAAAAAUGUAUCUCAUAUUGAUAACUAUCAUAUGAAUAAUAAAAAGAACAAUAACAAAGUUAAUAAUUUUAGCGAGAAAGAAAAAAUUAUGGAACUUCAUAAAAAUGACAAAAUUACAAAUAUAAUUAUUUACAAACGCAUGUAUCAAUCUUUUAUCCUUUUAAAAAAAGAAUAUAGAGAUCUAAUUGAUGAGCAUAAAAAAAAAAUAAAUAUCAAUAAAAAAUUAAAUUAUGAAUUUAAAAGUUUAAAAAAUAAUAGCUAUUAUUCAAACUUUUUUUUUAAAAAUGAUUCUGAUAAUUUAUUUGAUGAUUUGGCAGUAGGAAUAAGCAAUAUAUUUAAAUGGAUGGAUAUAGAUAAUAAAAUUAUUCAAACAAAUUUUCAUAAAGACAAAAGGGAAAAUAAAACUGAUAACGACGAUGAUAAUAAAAAUGGUGUUCAUGAUGAUAAUAAAAAUGGUGUUGAUGAUAAGAAAAAUGGUGUUGAUGAUAAGAAAAAUGGUGUUGAUGAUAAUAAAAAUGGUGUUGAUGAUGAUAAUAAAAAUGGUGUUGAUGAUAAUAAAAAUGGUGUUGAUGAUAAGAAAAAUGGUGUUGAUGAUAAGAAAAAUGGUGUUGAUGAUAAUAAAAAUGGUGUUCAUGAUGAUAAUAAAAAUGGUGUUCAUGAUGAUAAUAAAAAUGGUGUUCAUGAUGAUAAAAAUGGUGUUCAUGAUGAUAAUAAUAAUUAUCUUCAAGAUAAUAAUAAUAAUAAUAAUUGUAUUGAUGAUGAUAAAAAUUGUGAUAAUUUAAAAAAUAGUCCUUUUCAUGAGAAUGCCACUAUGAAUGAACAAACUACACAUAAUAUACAUUCAAUCGGAAAUUAUGAUGAUAACAUAAAUGUAGAAAUAGAAGAAAAAAAAGGAAAACUAUAUUUUAAUUCUUCUCAAAAUGGUAUGGAUACUAUUAUUAGCAUGACGGAUAAUCAUGAUAAUAUAAGUGAUGAUGAAAAUAGAGGAACACUUAAAAAGAAAAAAAAUGAAUUAAAUAUUUUAAAUAAAAAUAAUAGUGGAGAAAUCUAUUCAAAGGAUAAAUCCACAGAUGAGCAUGUGAAGAAUACAUUAUCAAAUAAAGACAAUUUUAGCAUAAAAAGUAAUACUACUACUACUACUAAUAAUAAUAAUAAUAAUAAUAAUAAUAGUAACAAUAAUAAUAAUAAUAAUAGUAACAAUAAUAAUAAUAAUAAUAGUAACAAUAAUAAUAAUAAUAAUAGUAACAAUAAUAAUAAUAAUAGUAACAAUAAUAAUAAUAAUAGUAACAAUAAUAAUAACAAUAGUAACAAUAAUAAUAACAAUAGCAACAAUAAUAAUAACAAUAGUAACAAUAAUAAUAACAAUAGUAACAAUAAUAAUAACAAUAGUAACAAUUGUUAUUCUCCUAAUGAAUCUUAUGAUACUAAUAACACCAUACAACAUAAGGAAGAUAAAAAAAAUGAUAAACUUUUAAAUAAUAAAACCACAAUAAUUAUUAAACAAACAAAAGAUGAAAUACUCACUUCAUUGUCGCAUACAUCAAAUAAAAUCCAAAACUGUUCAGAAAAUUACCCAUUUUAUAAAAAAGAAAAUAUAUUGUACAAAAAUAAUAAAGGAAUAAAGGAAAAAGAAAUUAUACAUGAAAAAAUCAAAAAAGGAUGUAUUUUACAAAAUAUCAAAAUGAAAGAUGGGAUAAUUAUUAAUAAAACUAAUAUAUUUCAAGAUUAUAAAACUAAACGAAAUUCCUACUUAUGGCAAAGAGAUACUGUAACUAGAAAAAAAAAUGCUAAAUGUUAUAACUCUCCUAAUAAAUUAGAAUAUAAAACAAAAUAUAAUAAUAAUAAUCAUAAAAAAGGAUAUCAACCAAUGAAAUUAAAUAAUGAUUCCUUAAAAGAAAAUAUUAUUGAUUAUAUAAAAAAAAAGUUACAUAAUAGAUAUAAAACCCUGAACCAAAUAAAUGAUGUAAGAAAAAACAACCAAAAUGAAAACAAUAUAAUAUCCCAUAAGUUAAACAAAAUUAAUCAGAACAUAAAUGUACUUAAUCAAAAUAUAAAAUCAGAUUGCCAAAGUAUAAAUACAAUUUCAGAAGAUAUAGACAAUACAUUCCUCUUAAAUUGGGAUAUUUACAAAAAAACAAAUAAUCAAUAUGAUCAAUUCACAAAAUCAAUUUUCCAUAUUUGUAGUUAUAAAGAAAAUGAAUAUAUUCCAAUAAAUGUGAAUAAUUUCUUCGUGACCAAUAAGAAAGUUAAUACCACUUCCGAUUUCAGCUUGAAAUGUUUGAAAAAAAAUAUGGAAUUUAUAUUAAGGAAAAGACAAAACAAAGUAAUAUCUAAUUUUAACAAAAAUGUCGUUGAUAAAAAAAAUAUAGUUGAUAAAAAAAAUAUAGUUGAUAAAAAAAAUGUAGUUGAUAAAAAAAAUGUAGUUGAUAAAAAAAAUGUAGUUGAUAAAAAAAAUAUAGUUGAUAAAAAAAAUGUCGUUGAUAAAAAAAAUGUAGUUGAUAAAAAAAAUGUAGAUGAUAAAAAAAAUCUAAUUGAUAAUCAUGCCAAAAAUAAUGAUAAACAAUAUAAACCUUGUGAUAAACUUGGCGCGCUAAGAGAUACAUCAUCUAUAAUUUUGAAAAAGAUAAUGUAUCAAAAAAAGUCCUCUUUUUUAUUUAAUAAAAAUAAUUUUCAUAUGAUAAAUAAGAAAUUGAAGUACUGUAAAAAAGGUUGUAAUAAUGAUAUUUCCAAAUGUGUUAUAAAAACAAGACACUGGAGAAAUGUUAUAUAUAAAACAAACGAGGAAAAAAAUGAAAUAUUUUAUUUUGUUCUUAAAAAAAUAAUAACUUCUUUUGAAAAGAAAAAAAAAGGAAACAUACUAAAAACAUAUAAAGUAAAAUUACUUCAAAAUAAUGAAAAUUAUAUUUAUAUAUAUAUAUUUCAAAUUGAAAAAUAUCCAAAAAUGUCUAGUGAUAUUUUUUUUUUAACUCAAAAAAGUUCCUUGCCUGUUCAGAAAAAAUAUUCCAUGUUCAGGAAAAGUCAAAAAAAAAAAUAUAUAUAUGAACAAACCAGCAAGCUUGAUGAUUCUGUAUAUGAAGAAAAAUGUGAAAAAGAUGGAAAUAAAUUGAAAAAAAAUAUGUUUCAAUUUUAUAUGAAUGAGCAUGAGAAAUGUUGUGUUUCACUUGACAAAAUUAAUAUAAAGGAACAAAAUAAAGGAAGGGAUGAUAGCAACAAUAAUGAUGAUAAUAAAAAUAAUAAUAAUAAUAAUAAUAAUAAUAAUAAUAAUGAUUAUUAUUAUUAUGAUGAUGAUAGUAAUAUUCAUACACACGAUGAAAUGAAAAAUGAUACACUUAUAGAUAAAAAUGUCAAAAGCAUGGACACGAUAGAAUAUAAUAAAUUCCAAACUAAAGAUUUAACAACCCAGUUUGAAGAAAUGCUUAAACAACAUAUAGUGACUAUGAACCUUUUAGAUAAGAAAAUUGAUAUUAUAAAAAAGGAUCCACCAGAAGAAAUAAAUAAUCAUAAAGAUGUUGAUGAUAAUAAUAAUUCUGAUGAUAAUGAAGAUGCUGUUAUUAUAAUAGGAAUGAAGAUAAUUUUAAAUGAUAAAUAUCUAUUCCUUUUUGUUGAUGCCUUAAACAGUAUAGAAUAUAAUAUAAAGAAAUGGAUGGUUUUACAUGAAGAAAUAUUAAUGUCUCAUAUUAAAGACAAUUUAACUAUCUCUAAUUUUUUUAAAUAUUAUAAUAUAAAUUUAUAUACUUUUUUUGUUAAUUUCUUGAAUAGUGUAGAAAAUUAUAUAGAAGAAUUCCCUUUUUAUUUUUCAAUAUUAUUUGAAGAUAUGUUUCCUUUUUCACUUUCAUAA
This is a messenger RNA of Plasmodium reichenowi, 4560 nucleotides long. RefSeq lists its product as hypothetical. NCBI's taxonomy places the organism in Eukaryota, Apicomplexa, Aconoidasida, Haemosporida, Plasmodiidae. Bases 1 to 4560 code for a protein of 1519 amino acids. The record is from RefSeq and is a predicted model, not a curated record. The transcript has a single exon.